CUUCCGUAGAACCCUCAUCAUGUCUGCAACUUCAGGUAUCGGUGUAUCACAAGACCUGUCUGCUCAGUUUUCAGCAGCCGUCGAGUCCAAAGAUAUCAGAUUCUUCAAAGUCUCUAUUGACAACGAACUGCUCGUCCACGAUCUGUCUGUUCCCGUUCAAGGAACCCUUGCAGAGGACCUGGCAAAGCUACAAGAACCUGAAAUAAUUCAGGAUGACAUUCCUGCUUAUAUCCUCGUCCGACUUGAUGAUCCUCCGACCCAAUGGCUCGUCAUUGACUAUGUUCCCGAAGGGACUAAAAUCAGAUACAAGAUGCUCUACGCAUCGUCGCGAGGCUCCUUGACCCGUUCCCUCGGUUCCUCAUUCUUCGCCGAUUCCAUAUUCGCGACCUCAAAGGAGGACCUAACAGCAGAAGCGUAUGCUGCCCAUCGACGACACGUCACCGCUCCGCAGCCACUCUCCUCUCGCGAGCAAGAAAUAGCAGAUGCGCGCGCUGCGGAACGCGAAGCUGGUGCACACAGCUACCGUCCCAAAGUCAACCCUGUAGGACAUGGCGUUGGCCUGAAGUGGACCGACCAAGCCGAAGACGCCAUCAAAGCACUGGGGCAGGGUGAAGAUUCAGGCUUGGUUUUGCUGAACAUCGACGUUCCAACCGAAACAUUGAACCUUGUAUCCGUGACUUCUGCAUCUGUGGAGGAUCUUUCGUCUGCUCUUCCCACUUCAGAACCUAGCUAUGCCUUCUUCGCAUGGUCGCACUCGCACACCUCGUCUCCUCGUCGCGACAUUAUAUUCAUCUACUCCUGUCCAUCCACAUCUCCAAUCAAGUACCGAAUGCUAUAUUCCACCAGCGCAUACCCCAUUUACAUGGUGGCAAAAACUCUUCUACCCCCUGAUUCCGUUGCGACACGUCGGAUCGAGACAUCUGACCCAAAGGAGCUUACAGAAGACUAUCUGAAGACUGAACUCAAGUUUACUUCUGAUGACGGUGCUCCUAAUGCGUCAGAAGUGCUGGACGGUGGGGAGAAGAAACCUUUUGCGAAGCCUAAAGGUCCUAAUAGGCGUCGAUAGAGAAGCACUACCUGUAGACUGAAAGAAGAUAUAGUAGAAGUCGCGUGUCAUGUACCAUUAUCUCUCGCUCAACAUGUAAAACUUAAGAGUUUAUUUCCUUACUCCAUUUGAG
Desarmillaria tabescens is the source of this 1178-nucleotide messenger RNA. RefSeq names its product actin depolymerizing protein. Bases 20 to 1066 code for a protein of 348 amino acids. Gene Ontology annotation, biological process: barbed-end actin filament capping; actin filament depolymerization. Gene Ontology annotation, cellular component: actin filament; cytoplasm. The transcript is spliced from 5 exons. The record is from RefSeq and is a predicted model, not a curated record. NCBI's taxonomy places the organism in Eukaryota, Fungi, Basidiomycota, Agaricomycetes, Agaricales, Physalacriaceae. Gene Ontology annotation, molecular function: actin monomer binding; actin filament binding.